Gekko japonicus is the source of this 644-nucleotide messenger RNA. RefSeq names its product protein S100-A2-like. The coding region runs from base 11 to 538 and encodes 175 amino acids. NCBI's taxonomy places the organism in Eukaryota, Metazoa, Chordata, Lepidosauria, Squamata, Gekkonidae. Gene Ontology annotation, cellular component: cytoplasm. The transcript has 3 exons. The record is from RefSeq and is a predicted model, not a curated record. Gene Ontology annotation, molecular function: calcium ion binding; transition metal ion binding.
CAGGAAACAAAUGGAAUUGGGUGAGGUUCAAACUGGUUGGGAGAGGAAGAGCCAGAGAAGGCUCGUAGCCCAAGAGUGGCGGCGCAGCACCCGGCUGGGGAUGGCGCUUGUGGGUGCGGGCGGGAUGCUAGGCAGCAGCUCGGCAGAUGGGCGCCCACCCCCUUCUGGCUCAGAUCGCCCCUCUCCUCCCCACAACAGCCGGGCUCCCCCUUCGGCACCUCUGGAGCCCAAGAUGGAGGCCCCCCUCGAGAAGGCCCUCGAAGUGAUGGUAAACACCUUCCACAAAUAUUCGGGCAAGGACGGCGACAAGUAUAAGCUCAGCAAGGCCGAGAUGCGGGAACUACUUCUUCAGGAGAUGCCUGCUUUUGUCCCGGGGAAGAUCCAUGAACCUGGUUUCGAAUACAUGAUGAAGAAACUAGACAGCAACAAAGACGAGGAGCUCGAUUUCCAGGAAUACGCCGUCUUCUUAGCUCUCGCUGCUUCUCUCUGUAACGAGUUCUUCCGGGAGUGUGCUGACGAGAGCAACCGGAAGAGAUGAGGGUGACGUUUCCAACGGGUGGGGCCUCUUUGGCGUUAAACCCUCUGAAUCGGCCCAGCCUGGGGGCAAUGAUGUACAGUAAUAAAGAUGAGUGAAAGAAGGUUAU